This is a messenger RNA of Sciurus carolinensis (gray squirrel), 3863 nucleotides long. RefSeq names its product myosin binding protein C1 (gene Mybpc1). Gene Ontology annotation, molecular function: protein binding. The transcript is spliced from 31 exons. Lineage: Eukaryota; Metazoa; Chordata; Mammalia; Rodentia; Sciuridae. The record is from RefSeq and is a predicted model, not a curated record. The coding region runs from base 111 to 3560 and encodes 1149 amino acids.
AACUGCUUGUCACAUUGACCUGAACCAUCUCUCCGUCUGCUCUUGGGGUUUCUGUCAACUAGUACUGGAAGGGGAAAAACUCUUUGGAGAAUAACAUUUUAUCUGUGGCCAUGCCAGAACCCACUAAGAAAGAGGAAAAUGAAGUGGCGGCCCCAGCUCCACCACCUGAAGAACCAAAUAAAGAGAAGGAGGCAGGAACUGCACCAGCAAAAGAGGAAGAGGAAGCCUCCCCGCCUAGUGCCUUGCCUCCAGGUUUGGGUAGUCGGGCCCUGGAGAGAAAAGAUUCAGAAUGGUCUGUUGGUGAACCACCUGCUGGUGGAGAGGAACAAGACAAGCAGAAUGCCAAUUCUCAAAUGUCCACCCUGUUUGUUGAAAAACCUCAAACGGGAACAGUGAAAGUGGGUGAAAACAUCACUUUCAUAGCCAAAGUCAAGGCUGAAGAUCUUCUUAGAAAACCCACUGUCAAAUGGUUCAAAGGCAAAUGGAUGGACUUGGCCAGCAAAGCUGGGAAGCAUCUCCAGCUGAAGGAGACCUUUGAGAGGCAAACUCGGAUAUACACAUUUGAGAUGCAGAUCAUCAAGGCCAAAGAGAACUAUGCAGGAAACUACAGAUGUGAGGUCACCUACAAGGAUAAGUUUGACAGCUGUUCAUUUGAUCUUGAAGUGCACGAAUCUACCGGGACUACUCCAAACAUUGACAUCAGAUCUGCCUUCAAGAGAAGUGGAGAAGGUCAAGAGGAUGCAGGGGAACUUGACUUUAGUGGUCUCCUGAAACGUAGGGAGGUGAAGCAGCAGGAGGAGGAACCCGAGGUAGACGUCUGGGAGCUGCUGAAGAAUGCGAACCCCAACGAGUACGAGAAGAUCGCUUUCCAGUACGGCAUUACCGACCUGCGCGGCAUGCUCAAGCGGCUCAAGCGCAUGCGCAGGGUGGAGAAGAAGAGCGCAGCUUUUGCAAAAAUUCUUGAUCCUGCAUAUCAGGUUGAUAAAGGAGGCAGAGUAAGGUUUGUUGUGGAACUGGCAGAUCCAAAGUUGGAGGUGAAAUGGUACAAAAAUGGCCAAGAAAUUCGACCCAGCACAAAAUACAUCUUUGAACACAAAGGAUGCCAAAGAAUCAUGUUUAUCAAUAACUGUUCACUGACGGAUGAUUCAGAGUAUUAUGUGACAGCUGGUGAUGAGAAAUGUUCUACUGAGCUCUUUGUGAGAGAACCUCCAAUUAUGGUGACCAAACAACUGGAAGAUAUGAAUGCUUAUUGUGGGGAAAGAGUUGAAUUGGAAUGUGAGGUGUCUGAAGAUGAUGCCAAUGUGAAAUGGUUUAAGAAUGGCGAAGAGAUCUUCCCUGGUCCGAAAUCAAGAUACAAAAUUAGAGUUGAGGGCAAAAAACACAUUUUGAUCAUAGAGGGAGCCACAAAGGCCGACAGUGCGGAAUACUCAGUGAUGACAACGGGAGGACAGUCAUCUGCCAAACUGAGUGUUGACUUGAGGCCUCUGAAGAUUUUGACACCUCUGACUGAUCAGACUGUAAAACUUGGGAAAGAAAUAUGCUUGAAGUGUGAAAUCUCUGAAAACAUAUCAGGAAAAUGGACUAAAAAUGGCCUGCCUGUUCAGGAGAGUGACCGUCUGAAGGUUGUUCACAAAGGAAAAGUCCACAAAUUGGUUAUAGCCAAUGCUCUCAUUGAAGAUGAAGGUGAUUAUGUGUUUACACCAGAUGCCUACAAUGUUACUUUGCCUGCCAAAGUUCAUGUUAUUGAUCCUCCUAAGAUCAUCCUGGAUGGUCUUGAUGCUGACAAUACGGUGACCGUGAUUGCAGGAAACAAGCUUCGUCUUGAGAUUCCUGUCUCCGGAGAACCACCUCCUAAGUGCAUUUGGAGCCGAGCAGAUAAGGCUAUUAUGGAGGGCAGUGGCCGGAUACGAGCAGAAUCAUAUCCUGAUAGCAGCACCCUGGUCAUUGAUGUGGCUGAAAGAGAUGACUCUGGUGUUUACCACAUAAAUCUGAAGAAUGAAGCUGGAGAAGCACAUGCAAGCAUCAAGAUUAAAGUUGUGGACAUCCCUGAUCCUCCAGUUGCACCAAACGUGACCGAAGUGGGAGAUGAUUGGUGCAUCAUGAACUGGGAACCUCCUGCCUAUGAUGGAGGGACUCCAAUCUUAGGAUACUUUAUUGAGAGAAAGAAGAAGCAAAGUUCCAGGUGGAUGAGACUGAAUUUUGAUCUCUGUAAAGAAACAACUUUUGAGCCCAAGAAGAUGAUUGAAGGCGUGGCCUAUGAGGUCCGCAUCUUUGCAGUCAAUGCCGUUGGAAUCUCCAAGCCCAGUAUGCCCUCUAAGCCCUUUGUUCCCUUGGCUGUGACCAGCCCUCCUACUCUCCUGGCUGUCGACUCUGUCACCGACACCACUGUCACCAUGAAGUGGAGGCCCCCAGACCAGAUUGGUGCUGCAGGUUUAGAUGGCUAUGUGCUAGAGUAUUGCUUUGAAGGAACUGAGGACUGGAUAGUUGCAAACACAGACCUAAUUGACAAGACCAAGUUCACCAUCACGGGUCUGCCGACAGAUGCCAAGAUCUUCGUUCGCGUGAAGGCUGUUAAUGCCGCAGGUGCCAGCGAGCCCAAGUACUAUUCUCAGCCCAUUCUCGUGAAGGAAAUCAUAGAGCCUCCAAAGAUUCGCAUCCCAAGGCACCUGAAGCAAACCUAUAUCCGCAGAGUUGGAGAAGCUGUCAAUCUGGUUAUACCUUUCCAGGGAAAACCAAGACCAGAAUUAACUUGGAAGAAGGAUGGUCAAGAGAUUGAUAAGAAUCAAAUAAACAUUCGCAACUCCGAGACUGAUACAAUCAUAUUUAUCAGAAAAGCAGAGAGGAGCCACUCGGGGAAAUAUGAUCUGCAGGUCAAAGUGGAAAAAUAUGUGGAAAGUGCCUCCAUCGACAUCCAGAUCGUUGACCGUCCAGGUCCACCCCAGUCUGUGAAGAUUGAAGAUGUCUGGGGAGAGAACGUGGCUCUCACGUGGACACCACCGAAGGAUGAUGGGAACGCCGCCAUCACAGGGUACACGAUCCAGAAGGCCGACAAGAAGAGCAUGGAAUGGUUCACUGUCAUUGAGCAUUAUCACCGAACCAAUGCCACCAUCACUGAACUGGUCAUAGGGAAUGAAUAUUAUUUCCGGGUCUUUGCUGAGAACAUGUGCGGCCUCAGUGAGGAAGCAACAAUGACUAAAGAGAGCGCUGUGAUCGCCAAGGACGGCAAAAUCUACAAAAAUCCAGUGUAUGAAGACUUUGAUUUCACAGAGGCGCCCAUGUUUACUCAGCCUUUGGUUAACACCUAUGCUAUAGCUGGUUACAAUGCCACCCUGAACUGCAGCGUGAGAGGAAAUCCCAAGCCCAAAAUAACCUGGAUGAAAAACAAAGUUGCUAUUGUGGAUGAUCCAAGAUACAGGAUGUUCAGCAACCAGGGGGUCUGUACUCUGGAGAUUCGCAAACCGAGCCCCUAUGAUGGAGGCACCUACUGCUGCAAAGCAGUCAAUGACCUGGGGACAGUGGAGAUCGAAUGCAAACUGGAGGUGAAAGUUGUAGCACAGUAAGGAUGUUUGAAUGUAUAUUGCCAUCUAAGGUGGGCUGUCCUUCUGCAGGCUCCUCUUGCAAGGUGUGCCUCCAAACAUAAUUGACUCAUAUUUGCGAGACUUACACUCAAGCAAUCCCGAGGAAUACUGAGGGCUGGGCAUAGCCUCUCUGAACUCUGCUGCUUUGAAAUCUGGUUGAAAAGAGAAAGCAUUUUCUGGUUUUCCACCAGGCCCCCGAGUGUGGUCAUUUUCUUUCCUCUGAAUGUUGAAGAGAAAAUAAAAAUAAUGUUUGCACAGGUUGCUUAAUUAAAAAUUGCAAACAAA